Molecule: messenger RNA, 930 nt
Organism: Lingula anatina
Lineage: Eukaryota; Metazoa; Brachiopoda; Lingulata; Lingulida; Lingulidae
Product: inositol polyphosphate 1-phosphatase
Molecular function (GO): inositol-1,4-bisphosphate 1-phosphatase activity
Source: RefSeq, a predicted model, not a curated record
UCCCCAUUAUUGGUGUUAUGAACCAGGCUUUUUCAACACGGGAUACCAGUACUAAGAGAUGGCAGAGCAGAUUUAUUUGGGGCAUCUCUUACAAGUCUAUCAAUAUCAACUCCCUUGAAACCUUUGAAACAGAUUCAGCAUCACAUCUGGCAGAGCAAUCGGGUGACUUGGAUGAGACAAGUUCAGCGCAAUCAAAAAAGGUGAAGAUGUCACACCUAGCACAGUCAAACGCAAGUCAGGAAGAACCAGAUACCCGAGCAAAAAUUAUCAGCAGCCCAGGUGAAAAUCCAGAGAUUUUAUCCAAAUUUUCUGCAAAAUUUCAAGUAGUUCAUGCCUGGGGAGCUGGAAACAAAUCUCUCUCCAUAUUGGACAACAUCACGGUGGCCUACUUUAACUCUGGUAGCGCCAUCUAUAGAUGGGACACUUGUUGUGGUCAUGCAAUUCUCCGCACCAUGGGCGGGGCAGUGCUGGACUUCCAUAAAGCGUGGGAGGUGGUCAAGUCCUGCAAGGACACUGGUCACCUAGAAGAUGGCCUUAAAAAGACAGAGUUGACUUACCAUUUUAAGAAUCUGCAGAAGGAAUUAGGGGCAAAACAGUGGGCCAAUGCUGGGGGCAUUUUAGCCUACAGAGACAUAAAAUAUGUUUCAGAUAUUCUUAGAUGUUUGUGUUAAAAUGAUUUGACCAAUGACUGAUUCAGAAUAUCAAGAAGGGAGUAAAUUUUCUCUUUUUAAGUUGCUCUCUCCCUCUUAUGCUUCUUGCCCCCUUCCCCUGUUUAACACACCAACCCUACCUCCAGUAUAAAAAAUUAUCUGUGAUACUAUGCUAAAUUAAUUUUUAUUGUCUAUAUCAUGAUUGUUGUCAUUUUAAGAGAUUUAGAUAAUGAUAAUUGGAGUUGCAGUAUGUUAUUUGUGGAGGGACUGAAGACUUCUA